This is a messenger RNA of Sebastes umbrosus (honeycomb rockfish), 3946 nucleotides long. RefSeq names its product tousled-like kinase 2 (gene tlk2). Lineage: Eukaryota; Metazoa; Chordata; Actinopteri; Perciformes; Sebastidae. The coding region runs from base 751 to 2850 and encodes 699 amino acids. Gene Ontology annotation, biological process: intracellular signal transduction; chromosome segregation; peptidyl-serine phosphorylation. The transcript has 21 exons. The record is from RefSeq and is a predicted model, not a curated record. Gene Ontology annotation, cellular component: nucleus. Gene Ontology annotation, molecular function: protein serine/threonine kinase activity; ATP binding.
UGGUCCACACACACAAGAGAGAUAUUUGGGGGCAGGCUGAUGGACUGAAGGAAGGUGAAAAAUUACUUGGAACAAUCUCACGAGAAAAUAUGAGAUUUUACAGAUUAUUGUUUACAUUGUAAAAAAAAAAAAAACAUGAGAACCGAACCGAAUCGAUCCGGAUUCAACUGAAACAGCAACAACUUCCGAAACACAGAUUCUUCUUCUUCCCUGCAGGCGACUGGAGGAAGAGGAGGAGGAGGAGGGAGAGACUGGAACUUUGUUGUGAUCGACCCGGAGGAAAAGAGAGAGAUAUAUUUAGGGGGGUAACUAGUGUUAGUUUAUAAAGAUUUAUACCUGGUGGAAAGACGCAACAUCUCGAGGGGUCGCCAUUGUGUGUGGGACGAAGAUACCCGACACAUAUAGACACGGUAUGGUCCUCUAGAGAGAGGGAUGUGAUGGGGAUCCCCUCCGUCUAAAGGAGCACACAGUGAGGCGGGUUUGGGUUACCUACCCGGAGCUGUCGAGGCCUCCUCCAGAGGGAACCAACCGUCACCGUCACCGUCGUCUACCUCCAGCUACACCGCCCGCAUCGUGAACUGUCAGGUACGCGAGGGUCGCGGCUGUGGAUGCGGCCUAGUGGAGCCAGGGAGGGUCUGCUGCGGAGCCGAGCACCACCAGGGGGACAACGGGGACGGGUUCAGGUCCAGGGGUAUUAACCCUCAUCAACAGGCCCCCCUCCGGAGGACUGAGGACACAUUGAACUGCACCAUGAUGGAAGAACUGCAUAGCCUGGACCCCCGGCGGCAAGAGCUGUUGGAGGCUCGCUUCACCGGGGUCGGCGUGGCUAAGGGCUCGGGUCAGAACCAAAAUGAGUCCUCCAAUCAGAGUCUAUGCAGUGUAGGAUCGCUCAGUGACAAAGAGCUAGAGACUCCUGAGAAAAAAGCAAAUGACCAGAGAGUGAGAAAACGGAAAGCAGACCCCUUUGACAGCAGCCAAGGCAAAGCAGGUGCAAGAGGACAUAAAAUUAGUGAUUAUUUUGAGUUUGCGGGAGGUAGCGGUCCUGGUACCAGCCCUGCCAGGGGAAUUCCACCAGUGGUCCGCUCUUCCCCACAACACUCCCUUUCCAACCCUCCUGUCACGGUGCAGCAGGGAAGCCCCUCCUCAGUAAACUCGGCCAACACAGAGCACUCGACGUGUUCACUGAAGCCGGCUUCUCUUCACAUGCUCCACAAAGCCACACAGUCUGACCUUACUAUAGAGAAACUAACAGCAAUGGAGAACAACAAGAACUCUGACCUGGAGAAGAAGGAGGGCCGAAUAGACGAUUUGCUGCGGGCAAACUGUGAUCUGAGGAGACAGAUUGAUGAACAGCAGAGGAUGCUGGAACGAUACAAGGAACGCUUAAAUAAGUGUGUGACCAUGUCCAAGAAGCUGCUGAUUGAAAAAUCCAAACAGGAGAAGAUGGCGUGCCGGGACAAAAGCAUGCAGGACAGGCUUCGACUGGGCCACUUCACCACAGUGAGACAUGGAGCGUCUUUCACUGAGCAGUGGACGGAUGGAUAUGCCUUCCAAAACCUUAUCAAACAACAAGAAAGGAUCAAUUCCCAGCGAGAGGACAUUGAAAGACAAAGGAAGCUGCUGGCCAAACGCAAGCCGCCUUCAAUGGCCCAGACUCCACCACCAAGCCUGGAGCAAAACAAACGCAAAAGCAAAACCAAUGGAACAGAAAGUGAAGCGUUAUCACAGGCAGAGUACCACGAGCAAGAGGAAAUCUUUAAACUAAGACUAGGCCAUCUUAAGAAGGAGGAGGCUGAGAUCCAGGCGGAGCUGGAGAGGUUGGAGCGAGUGCGGAACCUGCACAUUCGUGAGCUGAAAAGGAUCCACAAUGAGGAUAAUUCCCAAUUCAAAGAUCACCCUACGCUAAAUGACCGGUACCUGCUACUCUAUUUACUUGGACGGGGAGGUUUCAGUGAAGUUUACAAGGCCUUUGACUUAACAGAGCAAAGGUAUGUUGCGGUCAAAAUCCACCAGUUAAACAAGAACUGGAGGGACGAGAAGAAGGAAAAUUAUCACAAACACGCGUGCAGAGAAUAUAGAAUCCAUAAAGAGCUGGACCACCCACGAAUAGUUAAACUCUACGACUACUUUUCGCUUGACACUGACUCGUUCUGCACAGUCCUGGAGUACUGCGAGGGCAAUGACUUGGACUUCUACCUGAAGCAGCACAAGCUCAUGUCAGAGAAAGAGGGCCGCUCCAUCAUCAUGCAGAUUGUCAACGCCCUGAAGUACCUCAAUGAGAUCAGACCGCCCAUUAUCCACUACGACCUUAAACCUGGUAACAUCCUCCUGGUGAACGGCACCGCCUGCGGGGAGAUCAAGAUCACAGACUUCGGCCUGUCGAAGAUCAUGGAUGAUGACAGCUACAACUCAGUGGACGGGAUGGAGCUGACGUCACAGGGAGCAGGGACAUACUGGUACCUGCCCCCAGAGUGCUUUGUGGUUGGGAAGGAGCCACCCAAAAUCUCCAACAAGGUGGAUGUGUGGUCCGUGGGAGUCAUUUUCUACCAGUGUUUGUAUGGCCGCAAGCCCUUCGGCCACAACCAGUCCCAGCAGGACAUCCUGCAGGAGAACACCAUCCUGAAGGCAACAGAUGUGCAGUUUCCCCCUAAACCAGUAGUCACACCUGAAGCUAAGGCCUUUAUAAGGCGCUGUCUAGUCUACCGUAAGGAGGACCGCAUCGAUGUGCACCAGCUGGCCAGUGACCCCUUCCUCAUGCCCCACAUCCGCAAGUCGGUGGCCUCCUCGGGCACCUCGGGCAUGGCCGUGGCCUCCACAUCCAGCUCCUCCAACAGCAGCGCCUCAAACUGAGCCCACGCCCCUUAACUGACUGACUGAACCAUUUGAAGGGGUGGUGGGGUGGGGGGGCGACGCCAUACCGUGUCCCCCCUCCCAACAGCAUCCUACCUUGCCAUGAAGAGCCCAGGAGAAACAGGUCAAGCAAGGGGUGGGUGAGACGUCAUGGAUGGGUUCGGAAAGGGAGACCCACGUCACCCUUCAUCCCUCUCAUGUCCACCCCUCCCAGCCUACCUGUCCUCCUUUUCUCACAAUAGUGGCAUUGUUCCGGGGGUCAAAGCCCUGGACGACUCACGCAGUAAGGGGGCGAGGUUUGGCACUGUGUUGGUGAAAAAGAGGGGUUCUGUGUUUGGGUUUGUUCUUUUUCUGCUUAAAAAAGAGAAAAUAAAAAGAAGUAUAGAGGUGCUUCAGCUUGGCCAGAUGGAAAGGACUGCGGACGGUCUCACACCCAUACGCACUCACACAUACACCCAUGCAUGAGCCAUCCUGGUCCAAGGUAAUCUGAACUCCCCACGCUCAAACAUUUAGUUUGUUCUCAUCUCAAUGAACCUACGGAGAGAACCAGUCUGGCCUGUUAUUGUAUUGAACCCUAACUAUCUAUGGCACUAUGUCACCCAACCCGCUGUUCUGGGAUCCCCUGCCCCGCUUAAAUUCCAGACCCAGAUAGUUUGUGACGAGGAGGGACAGAAGCUACUAUUCCCCUCACCCUCUCCCGUCUCCUCGUCAAACUCCUGUGACCAAAGCUUAUAACUUCCAGCUGGUGGCAGUGUUCCACCUCUGUUUUUAUAAUGAAUGGUUUUAGAGUCGUGUUACUUGAUAUGGAGUGGAAGCCGUUGAGAAACGACCCCUUUUACAUUUUUUUUAAAAACUUUUCAAUUUUAACCAGUUUUAUGGAGAAAACUGUUGUGUUUUUCAAGUUGCCUUUAUUAAUUAGAACUGUUAUUGUUUUGAUUGACCCCCUACCAUAAACACACAUAUUUAUUUAGGUAUGUUUGAAUUUAUUUUUGGCCAAUAAAAUGCAAGGGACUGGUUUACCUAAUAGUACUGUUGGGGGAGAUUGGGCCUUAGCAGAGAGUUGCAUAAACCAUUAAAUACUAUUGGUUAAAAUGUG